UAGUGAACCUAAUACAACGACACACGACAUUAUGGCAAAGUGUUUACCGGACUCAGUAACAACGAAGGGAGGAUAUCCCUAUUAGAACAUUGUAACAGUGUAAAAUAUUAAAUAAUUAAGUAAACGACCUACAAUUAUAAAGGUCUAAUUUUUACGUGAUAAUAUAACAGACUAUUUGAAUUCGUCUGUAUGAAUAAUAAAUAAUAUGUGUUCCAAAUACGGAUCGACGGACGUGAAUGAGAAAAUUGUUGAGACCAAAAAAGAAGAGCGUGUUAGCGCAGAAAAUCAUUUGAGUGAAUUGUGCCGACGUCGAAGAUGGUGGAGGAUCAGUCAGAAUUUGGUGUACGGCCUGGGCCACAUUUACAACGAUCUCUGUGCGGCCAUGUGGUUCUCUUACAUGAUGCUGUUCUUUCAAGCUGUUUUGGAAAUGAGAGCUGUAGUUGCCGGCGCUAUGCUUCUUUUAGGACAAGUAAUAGAUGCACUUGCUACACCAGCAGUGGGCAUGUUAGCUGACAGAUACGGAACUAAAAAAAAUUGGCAUUUGACCGGUUCCAUAAUAGUGACGUGUUCAUUUCCAUUAUUAUUUGUAAGAUGUUGGGGUUGUAUUGCCAAUGAAACAAGUACCAACGUCACAUGGUGGAUGUCAUCGUACUAUGCAGUCUUAAUUAUUUUUUUUCAAAUUGGAUGGGCAAUUGUACAAAUUUCUCACCUUGCUAUGAUACCAGAUAUAUCAGACGAUCUUCAAAUCCGUUCUGAAUUAACAUCUAUAAGAUAUAUGGCAUCAGUUAUGUCCAGCCUGAUGGUGUACCUAAUUACAUGGGUAGUGUUACGGGCGACAAACUACAGCACUUUUAUUGGACCAACAGAUGAUUAUAAAUUCAGGGAUGUGUCCUUAAUAAUAUCAGGUAUUGGAAUCGCAGCAUUUACCUUAUUUCAUAUCUUAUUCAAAUUAAGAACAACAAGAGAUUCAAAACCUAACGGACAUACAGUAAAUAAUGGAACGUCUUCACUUGUGACUGAGAAUGGGGAAUCGGGGCGACUUGUCACAAAGUCGAGAAUAAUACAUUUCCUACAGAUGCCUCUCUUGUAUCAAACUAGUUUGCUAUAUGUUUUUUCUCGACUCUAUUGGGCUUUGAGUCUUGUUUAUGUGCCAUUAUUCUUGGAGGAACGUCUUUCUGUUAACCCAAGUGCAGGGUCUGAGCUAGUAGCCAGUGUACCCCUCGUACUUUACGUAUCUUCGUUCUUUUUCACACUUCUAUUAAAAAGCAAGAUAAACAAUUGUGGGAACUACAUGGCGUAUCUUAUAGGAAGUUUCUUGAGUUUGACCAGUUGUUUGUGGAUAGCGCUAGCUAUAGAUCCGGAUGCAAGUAUCGUUCAAAUAUACCUAGUCGCAACGCUUAUCGGUGCUGGUAGUUCAAUCACGCUUGUUUCAAGUCUUUGCAUAACGGCAGACUUGAUUGGGCCACACUCUCAUCAAGGUGCGGCAAUAUACUCUAUUGUAACAUUUGCCGACAAGCUUGUCACAGGAAUAGCAGUUGUGGCGAUAGAGAACUACAAAUGUGAUGAAGUAGCUGGUUGCCCGCAGUACUACAGAGGCGUGCUGACAUUUGCUUGUGGCGGUAGCGCUGUGUUAGGCAUCAUAUCGUUGUCUUUUACUAAACUUACAUUUAGAUGUAAACCUACAAUAUAA
Messenger RNA from Achroia grisella, 1690 nucleotides. RefSeq names its product major facilitator superfamily domain-containing protein 12-like (gene Bm-re). The transcript is spliced from 10 exons. Lineage: Eukaryota; Metazoa; Arthropoda; Insecta; Lepidoptera; Pyralidae. The record is from RefSeq and is a predicted model, not a curated record. Gene Ontology annotation, molecular function: symporter activity. The coding region runs from base 206 to 1690 and encodes 494 amino acids. Gene Ontology annotation, biological process: carbohydrate transport. Gene Ontology annotation, cellular component: membrane.